Molecule: messenger RNA, 687 nt
Organism: Parnassius mnemosyne (clouded apollo)
Lineage: Eukaryota; Metazoa; Arthropoda; Insecta; Lepidoptera; Papilionidae
Source: the annotation of a GenBank genome assembly
AUAUAGAAACUAGACUACUAGACUAGAAUGACUAGAUCAAAGAAUCAAAGAAUAUUAUAGUUUUUAAUUAGAUCUGUGAAAUAUUCACUACGUUUAUAAAAUUUAACACAAAAUAUCACACCAUUAUUUGAUGUGCCUUUGUCAUAUCACUAUUCGGGUAGAAUCUUUUCUACUAGUUAAACUGUGAUAUUACUAUUCUUGUGAUUUGCUAAAAACCAAAGAAUUUAUUUGCAAAAAGAUUUAAACUGUUUUAAUAAUUUGUGGCCCAAUUAUAAAACCAGAAAAGAUGCAACUUAACGCUGAUCCAAGACGUGCUGAUCGUGAACGCCGCUUCAAACCUCCUCCACCAACUUCAGCGCCAGCGGAAGAUCUUACUACUGACUACAUGAAUAUUCUUGGAAUGAUUUUCUCAAUGUGCGGUCUAAUGAUGAGGCUUAAAUGGUGUGCUUGGACAGCUGUAUUCUGUUCAAGUAUCAGUUUUGCUAACUCAAGAGUUUCAGAUGAUACAAAACAGAUUGUUAGUUCAUUUAUGCUUUCCAUAUCAGCUGUUGUGAUGUCAUACUUACAAAAUCCUGCACCAAUGUCUUCACCAUGGGCUGCUCUAACAACUUAGUUUUGCAAUACAUAAUAACAAAAUAUAAAUUAUCAUUUCAUUGUAAAUAAAUAUGUUAUAAAUUAUAAAUUUUU